AUGGACUGGUACUCUUGGUUAUCAAAAACUGCUCUCGAGCCCUUGCUUGUUUACGAGUAUGGCCUUGCCUUUUCUCGAAAUGAGCUCGAAAAGGAGGACUUAGCGCACUUCAACCAUGAGUUUCUUCAGAGCAUGGGAAUUUCAGUUGCCAAGCAUAGGCUGGAGAUUCUCAAGCUCGCUAGGAAGGAAGCCGGAGAAGCCCCUAACAGCCUGGCCAAGCUCAUUUUGGCAAUCAACAAGACAAGAAAGUGCUUCAACAAGUACGUUAACAAGUUGUUACAUCAAGAUAAUCAUGCGAUUAAGCCGUUGCCGGUUCCGGUUUGUCAUCAAGAUCAGUGGAGAGUGGCACAGACGUUGUCACGGAAGGGCAAGAACGAGAAGGAGCUGAUGAGGAUAGAGCAGACAGCAUUGAGAUCAAGGAAGGUAGCGAAAUCUGGUCCCUUGGAUUACAGAGGACAAGACAAGUUGUUGGUCCCUCCCAGAAGAUUGAAAUUAUCAGGGCCCCUUGACAGAAAAAUGCAGGAGAAGGUGAUACUCAAUUACACGAGCCCCAUAACUUCUGGUCCUGCUGAUAUUGCAAUGGCAGCACAGGAGAGGUUGAUGCUAACAAAUGGCCGUAGUAGCCCAAAAUUAUCUGUACCUCUUAGUUUUGUAAGAACUCCAAGCCCAAAGAUUCAUGGUGAUCAUUACAACAAGGAAAAAGCAGGUAAGGACUAUGAUGAUCAAACAUUGUGGGCAGAUCUUUUCCAGGACAUGAAACCCACUUGA
This is a messenger RNA of Hibiscus syriacus, 768 nucleotides long. RefSeq lists its product as uncharacterized. Gene Ontology annotation, molecular function: protein binding. The transcript has a single exon. The record is from RefSeq and is a predicted model, not a curated record. Bases 1 to 768 code for a protein of 255 amino acids. NCBI's taxonomy places the organism in Eukaryota, Viridiplantae, Streptophyta, Magnoliopsida, Malvales, Malvaceae.